Molecule: messenger RNA, 636 nt
Organism: Leishmania major strain Friedlin
Lineage: Eukaryota; Euglenozoa; Kinetoplastea; Trypanosomatida; Trypanosomatidae
Exons: 1
Coding region: 1-636 (211 amino acids)
Cellular component (GO): eukaryotic translation initiation factor 3 complex; cytoplasm
Molecular function (GO): translation initiation factor activity
Source: RefSeq, a predicted model, not a curated record
AUGGACGACUACCACGACGAUGAUGUGCACAGCAACUACGGAUAUGAAGAUGACGAGUACGACGACGCCGCGGAUGACUGGGAAGCCGAGGCCGCAGAGGAAGAGCAGAGGGCCGUCGCCGAGGAGGCAGCUCGACAAGCCCGCUUGGAAAAGAAGCUGGCCACGCGUGCUCCGGUGAAGAAGGAAGAGGAGGAGGAGGCAGUACCAGAGGAUGUGGAGCGCGCGAUGGCUGAUAUGCGGCAGGUGGCCAACGACAUCGCCUCGGGUAGUGCUCUUCUCUCCGGAGGAGAUUCGGAGGAGCUGAUUGGAAACCAUAAGCUGGCUUCAGAUGCGGAUGUUGAGCGGGUAGGCACCAUGAUUGCAGACCGUCUCACGUCCUUUUCCGACUCCGGCCACUACGACAAGCUGAUCGUCGAAGUUUUUCAGCGCUUGACCAACCACCUGACAAGCACGCAUCUCCUGAACGAGGAAGCAGACAGGGUACACCGUCUGCGCGAGGAGCUCAAGCGCGCAGCGAAGGCAAAGCUGAAGCCGGUAGAGAAGGCGCCUGUUACGCAGAGCGGCCUCGAUCUCGAUAACUUCGAGGACAGGGGUGGCGCCGCCGUCGCGGAUAACGAAGACGAGACGGGCUGGUAG